Molecule: messenger RNA, 5552 nt
Organism: Sceloporus undulatus (fence lizard)
Lineage: Eukaryota; Metazoa; Chordata; Lepidosauria; Squamata; Phrynosomatidae
Gene: KIF6
Product: kinesin family member 6
Exons: 22
Coding region: 98-2434 (778 amino acids)
Biological process (GO): microtubule-based movement
Molecular function (GO): microtubule binding; microtubule motor activity; ATP binding
Source: RefSeq, a predicted model, not a curated record
CGCAAGCCCUGCUGGGUAGCGUUCCUUGGUUACCGUUGCUAGGGAGGGCCUAGCGGCCCCCUCGCCGCCCGAAUAAAGUUUAAUACAGUAUUUGGAAAUGGUGAAGCAGACGAUCCAGAUCUUUGCUCGAGUGAAGCCCCUCGGCAGGAAGCAGCCUCCUGGGAUAUAUUCACUGGAUGAAGAUGAGACGUCAACCUUUGGUUUGGAGAUCAUUGUGCCACAUGACUUGGCAGAUGGAUUUGUCAAUAAUAAACGAGAAAGCUACAGGUUUAAAUUUCAGAAAGUUUUUGAUCAGGAAUCAAAACAAGAAGAAAUUUUUGAAGCCAUUGCCAAGCCAGUUGCAGAAUGUGCUCUAUCUGGCUAUAAUGGCACUAUAUUUGCAUAUGGACAGACAGGCAGUGGUAAGACUUUUACUAUCACUGGGGGAGCAGAACGCUACAGUGAUCGCGGUAUUAUUCCACGGACAUUAUCUUAUAUUUUCCAUCAGCUGCAAAAGGAUAGCAGCAAGGUAUACACAAUCCAUAUUUCCUAUUUAGAAAUUUACAAUGAGUGUGGUUAUGAUCUGCUCGAUCCACGGCAUGAAGCCUCCAAAUUAGAAGAUCUGCCAAAGGUAACAAUAAUGGAAGAUCCUGAUCAGAACAUUCAUCUGAAACAUCUCUCUUUGCAGCAAGCAACUAAUGAGGAGGAAGCACUGAACCUGCUUUUCUUAGGAGACACCAACAGGAUGAUUGCUGAGACUCCAAUGAAUCAAGCUUCUACACGUUCACACUGCAUUUUCACUAUUCACAUCUCAAGCAAAGAACCUGGAUCUGCAACCAUUCGACGCUCUAAACUACAUUUAGUGGACCUGGCUGGUUCUGAGCGUGUUGGAAAAACAGGAGUUGGAGGCCAGCUGCUGACAGAAGCCAAAUAUAUCAAUCUGUCAUUACAUUACUUGGAACAGGUAAUAAUUGCUCUGUCAGAGAAGAAUAGAUCUCAUAUUCCCUACAGGAACUCUAUGAUGACCUCAGUGCUAAGAGACAGCCUAGGAGGAAACUGCAUGACCACAAUGAUUGCAACGCUCUCAGUAGAAAAAAGAAACAUAGAUGAAUCUAUAUCGACUUGUAGAUUUGCUCAGCGAGUUGCCCUUAUUAAGAAUGAAGCUGUUCUAAAUGAAGAAAUUGACCCCAGACUGAUUAUUGUGCGACUUAAGAAGGAGAUCCAGGAUCUAAAAAAUGAAUUGGCCAUUGUGACCGGGGAACAAAGAACAGAAGAACUUACACAAGAAGAACUGCUAGAGGUAGAUGAGCAGAUAAAAAGCUUUUUGGAAGAUACAGAACCUGAGAGCAUAUUGGAGGUUGGAGCUGAUAUGAGGAAGAUAAAGUACUGUUUCAGCUUUUUAAAGAGAUUGGUUAAUGAUGUGAAGCUUCCUAACAACCAUCUCCUUGCACCAGACGUUCUUGAAGAUAAAAGUGCUACUAAUUCAAUUGGGGAUGAAGAAGUAAAGAAACUGAGGGAUCUUCUGCAGCAACGAGACAAUGAAAUCAACAUUUUAGUAAAUAUGUUAAAAAAAGAAAAAAAGAAAGCUCGGGAUGCCCUUCUCCAACUCAGUGCUCCAUCCAGUGCUUCAGAAAGUUCCAGUUUUUUGAAAAAUAUGGAAAAUGAACAAAUAGUUUCUGUCACUUUGGAAACCAAAUCUAGUUUUCUUCCCACAGGAGUGGGAGGAGAAAUGUCAGUUGGACGCCAAGAAGCCUUUGAAAUUUUCAGAAGAGAUUCUGCUGAUAGCAUAACUAUUGAAGACAAUAAGCAGCUCCUUAAACAAAGGUUCGCUGAAGCUAAAUCUCUGGGAGGAAAAGUAAAUGAAAUGCGAAAUAAGAUCAACCAUCUGAAAGAAGAGAUAACCCAGAGGCACAUGCAAAAAGCAGCUCAAGCUGUUGUCAGUCCUAGAGAAAUGAAUAAACCUGAUCCAGUAGAAGAGGCACUUCGAGCGCAAAUUGAAAAAGAUAAGAUAAGUUAUAAAACUAUGUUUACUCAACUGAAAGGACUGAAGAUAGAAAUUGAACACCUGCAGCUACUUAUGGAAAAGGCAAAAGUAAAGUUGCAAAAAGACUUUGAAGUUUGGUGGUCUGCAGAGGCAAGGAAUUUGCAGAAGCAGGAAGAACAGCCAGUUUUGCAUAAUUCAGCCAGUGUGUUAAAAACUCCUCCUUUUGUCCUUGAAGCCCAACCAAAUCCCUCUGCUAUCAGAGUUCCAAAUAACAGCAGAGCCAGCUUCAAUGAAGAGUCUUCUAUAAAAGGCAGUAUAAGCAGACUCAGCAACUCAUCUUCUACAUCAAGGAUUUCUCCAGGUCCACAUUCAUCCAUCCCAUUCACAGGAGACCGUCAAACUGAUGCUGACAUUCUGGCUUUCAUUAGAGCCAGAAGAAAUCUGCAGAAGAAAGGGUCAGAAAACAAGUAAAUUUUGUUUUGAACAGGAGGUUGCCAAUUCAGUGCAACUUUCAGAUGGAUGUUUGAGCUGCAGCUGAAUUCACAUGAAGAAAAAAAAUGCCUGGGUUUUCUCCAAGGAAUGACAAUCACCCAAUAUUUUCAUCUUUGUAACAACAGAGAACCAGAGAAAUCAAAAUAAUGUGACAAAUACCCUGAAUUUGUGGUUGUAGGAAUUUGAUGGUCAUUUUAUGUGGUCUGUAAAUGUCAUAAUUAUUUAGCACUGCUGAAGUCAUAUUCCCAUGUGUAACACAAACAGAAUUAUUUACCAGGGUUGUUUCUUUCACUCUCUGGAAUCUUAUGAAAGAAUUGUCUAAUUUGCAGCAGUAUAUUUAGACUUUUUCUUGGUUUUCAUUUGUGUCAGCUUAGUAGCACUGUGGGAAAAUUGCAAAUAUUUUUUGUCUCAGAUAAUUUAAUUUAGAAUUGUUAAUUAAUGUUAGUAGACUUUAAAAAAAAAGGCAAAACACCAAUGAACAACUGAAAAUUUGAUCUUAAUUCUAAAAAUGAAUUAUAAUAGUGUUUACAAAAUAACAAGGUUGCCUGUUAAACUGUAGUCCAUGAACUGCUAGGUGGUGUUUUUGACUACCUGAUUAUUCUGCACCUGUGCACCCCAUUCUGUUAUUCUUUUUCUACAUAUAAUUUCUAUAGUUGCCCUUGAGAUGAUGGGCCUACGUACUUUCUGUUCAUGGGCACAGCAUGUUAUCAUGUAGUGUCCACAAACAUCUGUGCUCAAGUAUCAGCUUCUGUUUACAAUCCCAGUUUGAAUAAUGACUGCCUUUCUAUCACAAACUAAGAAUUAAUGAGUGUAUAAAGAAAAUAUAAUGUUGAUUUUUUUUCAUACUUAUAUCAGUAAAAUCCUCAGUCUGAAUUUUGGGAAAAGACAGAAGCACCUUCAUUUAACGAUUCAUUGUACAGUAUAUUUUAUGCAUGUGGUCAAGAAGAUGAAGUUGACAUACAAAGGCAGUGAACAAUGUUUGCAACAGGGUAAUAGAUUUAUAGAAUGAUGGGUAUUCUUUCCAAAUUAAUGGAAUGAAAAUAUAUUUCAUAGAAUUUAUCUCUAUGACCCAUUUGUUGAACUGUAGUAAAAUAUGGUUUAUUAUCCCUUUCCACAUCCAAUUAAAAUUAAGCUUGAAAAAUAGGGAAAAAAAUAACAUUGUCCUUUUUUUCUUUUCUCAAAUUAUUUCAACUAAUUUGAUACAGUAUAAUAUUGGUAGGAAAUGUUCUAAUUAUGAUAUUGAACAGGUGCUUGGAUAUAAACCCAAAGUGGUGAUGAGAUCAAAACAUCAUUAGAAUCAAAUAUUUGACAAGGAAAUAUACUCUGAGUUGUAAAACAUAAAAUAGAUAUGAGCAAACCUCUCCCUACUGCUGCCCAUGGUGAUCCCCCCCCAAAAAAAAAGGGAAGGAAGAAAAGGCCAUACAGCCUGUCACCAUGUCAAGCAAAAACUGGGAACCAUUACCAAUGGCAUCUUUCACCUUGAGCCCUUGGUCCCUCCAAUUAGCCUCCUGCUGACAUUAACGGUGACGCUUGUAGCUAUCUAGUUAUUCAUCAUCAACAACUCUGGAGGAAGUAGCUACAGUACAUAGUUCAAAAUCAACUGUAGAAAAUCACAUGACCCUCCAGAUGGCUAUGUUGACUAGGGCUGAUGGGAGUUACAGUCCAGUAUCAUGUGGAGGGCUACAUGAUUGCCACUCCUGUUCUAGAGAGAACGGUCAUCAUGUGGCUGGUCUCCACAGGGGCACAAUGCUCAGAUAACAGUCAACAGAAUCAGCAGCUAUAUCAGGAGGUAGACCAGCAAUUCAUCUCCUGGCCCACCUCAAGUUCCAACAUUGUGUAAACAAGUGUCACCUUCAGUUUGACAAUUUAAAUUGUUGCUGACAAGGUUAAUAUAAUUUCCUAAUGAAUUAUAUUAUGUUGAUUUUAAUAUGCCUCAUGUUUGUACUUCAAAGGUUACAUAUUUGAUGUAGUUGUUAUUAUUGACCACAUUCCCCUUCUGUACUAAGAGAAAUGCUGUUUCUGAAUUCUAUAAUGCUCUGACCAGUUGGAAAAGGAAUGGAGGGGGUUCUCAGAUUAUUCUAGACCAACAUACUUUGUUCUCUACUUUUUCAUUGGAUUCACAUAUUGUUUUUUCAGGCAACCCUGAAACACAGGGAUUUUCUAAGAAGUAAGUUCACUGAUUUCAAAAGAAUUUAGUUCAUCUGAAAUGUUCAGUGAUAAACAUAGGCCCAGGAAAGUUAAGUCUCACUGGGUUUUAAAAGGUUUACUCCCAGGUUAAUGUGCACAGGAUUGCAAUUCUAAUGUACUUUAAAAAAAAUUACUUAAAUUAUUUCCACAUGCAGUGAAAAAAUGAGUCUGUUACCAAGUUUUGCACUUAGGUUUAUCUUUGUAUUUCAGCCUGCCUAAUCCCUCAGUGGAAAAGUUUUUCUAGGUAAAUAGUCUCUCAUGCAUGCUGAAUACUAACCAGCAACAAUGAUAUCAAACCAAUGGCUAUGUAAACUUGUCAAUAUGGUAAAUACUAUUUCUAGCCAGAGCAAAUUACUCUGACUCCAACUGCUUUGUUUGCACAGAAGCCCCGAGUGAGAAGAUGUGGAGUGCUGAGAUGAGCAAUGAUUACUAGCAGCCACAGCCACUCCUCCCACUUGAAGAUUCUUAUCAGUGAGGGAGAGCAAAAGGAGAAGAAUAAAUGAAUCCAUGCAAAUAGAGUUAGCUACCCCAAACUAAUCAAAAUAAAUUCAUUAAGACAAUUUUUAAAAAUCACAGUAUUAUAGAUGGCAAAUCUUCUGGAUAUGUCUUUCAAAUGGUUCUUCCAAUAGCCAAGAUGAAGUAGGGUGCCUAGAAGGUCUUUGGUGACCUUCAUCCCAUCAUUAAACACUGUUGAAGAAACAAUGCUUAAUCUAUCUUUAAGCAAAUAGAAGGCAUUUUAUAUAUCAUGCUCUAGCAAUGCAAAUAUGGAUGGACUUUAUAGAAUCAUUGGGUCAAGGGUGCAUUUGCAUUGUAGAACUAUAUAUAGCCCUCCAUAUCUAUGGAUUUUUUUAUCCACAGAUUCAAGUAUCCACAGCUUUAAAAUGUUCAAAGAAAGAUAAAUUCCAAUAAG